This is a messenger RNA of Rhagoletis pomonella (apple maggot), 1776 nucleotides long. Its product is annotated as basic-leucine zipper transcription factor A-like. Lineage: Eukaryota; Metazoa; Arthropoda; Insecta; Diptera; Tephritidae. The record is from RefSeq and is a predicted model, not a curated record. Bases 347 to 1738 code for a protein of 463 amino acids. The transcript is spliced from 3 exons.
UCGACUAAAAAAUUAUCUCAAAAGAUACCCACUGGAUAAAAUGCAGAAGAGCAUUUAAGAAGUGUGUGUUCUUUAUAUAAAUGCAUUCAAACGAAAACUGCCCUAGAAGUUUAACUGACUAUAUAUUUUUUUUUAAACAAAUACUAAUGAAGUAAGCAAAUAAACGAGAGAAAGUGGAGACCACCAAAAUACCAAAUCAAAACUCAAUGUGCAGAUUAACGGGAACAUUUUUGUAAAUAAAUGUGUUUUAUAAGUGAUAAUAAUAAAACAUUCGAACCCCGCAAUAUAAACCGUCACAUUGCAUUUGUGUGACAACGCCGCCGCGGCCUUUAAUAUUUCCGUUGACAUGGUUCGCUUGAACGCUUCGACUGCACAGGAACUUCACCCGCCACAACUCCUUCAAACAUACUAUGCCGGCAAUAACAACAACAACAACAAUAGCAAUGGCGCCCAAAAUUCUGCUAGUGGCAACUUCACCAAUAGCUUUUCCUCCCCAUCUUCAUCGACCUCCAGUUUGAACAGCAACGCAUCCUCCUUUGAACCACACCAGCAUCAACAUAAGCAUCAGCUGCAGCUGCAGCAUCAAGUUCAACAACAUUUGCAUCAUCAACAACAACAACAACAACAACAACAACAACACCUUAACCCAAACUCAAAUCAAAGCCAACGACAACAACAGCAGCAGCAGCAGCGACCUCCAACCAACAUAGUUAUGGUUGUAUCAAAGCAGCCGCAGCAGCCGCAGCAGCCGCAGCAGCAAAAAGCCCCUCAGCUGCAAGUAGCCCAGCAGCAGCCACCGCAGUACGCACAUGGAGCAGCAGUGGCAUCGCCGCAUCAGCAUCAGCAUCAACAUCUGCAUGGUCACAAUGUUCAGCAUCAGACGUCAUUGCAGACAAAUUCGAGCGGUUUGGGUAUUCACCACCACCAGCAGCAACAACAACAAUCGCCAACGGAGGGCCCGACGACAUCGUCACUGCCAGCUUCGCCACCGCUGCUGCAACAGGCAGCAACACCACCACAGGGCAGCACUCAGCUGGUGCAACCCGUUUGCGCUGUUCACCAUCCACAGCAGCAUCAACAACAGAUGGCCCUAGUUGCAGCUAUGCAUCAGCAACUGGCAGCCGCAGCGGGAAUUGGCCAUCCUCCACCGCAGCACUUGCAUCAUCCACACAGCCCACACGUACAAUCGCCACAAACGCAGUCACACCCAACGCAACAGUGCACUCUAACGGGCGUACAAGCUCCGCAGGUUCCAGUGCAGGCACAAACAGCUGUGUUGAGUGCAGCAGUGCAGCAGUCACAAACGUCUCAACAUUCCCAACAACUUUUGAUCGAUACCGCCGCUCACGCCAGUGCAUGCAGUGCUAACGACGGCGGCGCAGGAGGAGUUGGCAACUCAAGCAGCGGUAAUGCUCCUGGAGUACCGUUGAGCACUGGCUCAGGCAGUGCUGCCAGUAGUAGCGGCAAUACGAUCGUUGCCUCCGCACCGCCAUCGUCGGCAUCCAGCCAGCUAUAUAUUCAGUAUACCGGAGAUUUCUAUCCAACGGAGUAUUACUUGCCGCCGCAUCCAACCGAAAGCAUUUGCCCACAGCAUCCACAUCAUCAUCAAGCGCUGUGCGCCAUGCCAACUGAUUAUGAAACGGUGGACACCGUAGGCGAGUGGUCAAAGGUGCGUAAUGCCACCCACUCGGUAGACCCAAGCUCGAUUCUCGACCGAUCAGCAUCUAAAACAAUGUAAUGCGAACAAAAUAGUUGCAAAAAUCCCGAAAUAAUCCU